Botrytis cinerea B05.10 is the source of this 4720-nucleotide messenger RNA. RefSeq lists its product as hypothetical. Gene Ontology annotation, molecular function: metal ion binding; ATP binding; ATP-dependent chromatin remodeler activity. The coding region runs from base 46 to 4446 and encodes 1466 amino acids. The record is from RefSeq and is a predicted model, not a curated record. NCBI's taxonomy places the organism in Eukaryota, Fungi, Ascomycota, Leotiomycetes, Helotiales, Sclerotiniaceae. The transcript is spliced from 6 exons.
GAAGAUCAACUCGAGCAAUUAUUUCAAAAGCAUUACGUCGAUACUAUGUCGUCUAGCGAAGAAGAAAAUUGUGAUGAUUACCUAGGCGAAGGGGAUGGUGACGAAUUUCUUGAAGCCGACAGAGGUCAGUAUUUUGAUAGUGUGAAUCCUUUGACACCCUCUCAAGUUCAGCGACCGGCAAAUUAUGUUACACCACCCCAACCUCAACGCCGGAUGCCUAUCCAGCUUCCUGAAAUUCACACGCGUGUUUCAGAAGUUCGUCCAGAGCCUCCACAAAGGUCUGCGCCUCCCGUUCAAUCAACUCUUGCAGUUUCACAAAAGCCCUCAAGCCCAGAGAGUAGCGGCAGUUCAGAUCAAGGAAAUGCACUUUCAAGCCCAGAGGUUAGCGGCAGCCCAAAUGAAAAAAAUGCCUCUUCAACUCCUCAGGAGCAAAGAAGAUCCUCAGUCGUUCUAGAAAGUCCUUCCAUGUCAAAUGAUAGCAUGCAAGAUGUUCCGAACCCAAUAGUUGAUUCUGAUAACGAGGAUAGCUCAUCAACAGAUGGCCAGCAUGCAGAUGGAACAAGCGCCGACUUAAUGCAAAGUAUUGAGUCGCCAGACGUCGAAAACGAGGAAGAUUUCGAGGCUACUAUUGACCAUGGCAGAAUUCAAGUGGUUACAAACGAUCCGCACGAUGCGAUUCCUCAAAGAUCUCCCCACGUACCUCUACAGAUGUCAAAAAAGCAUCACAAGUCUACAUUCGGUACUCCACAUAAUUCCAAUAAUCGUUUCAACAGAACUUCCAGUCAUUCCCAGACCCCAAAAGAGCCACGCCAACAGAGACAAGCAGAAGUAGUUCCGAAUGAAUCUGACUCUGACGAUGAUUGCGUUAUUAUAAUGAGUAGACCAGCACGUCCCGGAAAGCCAAGGAUGGACCAUCAGCCUCCUGUUAUAAAGAAUGAGCCAGCCUCUGAUUUGACAAUGAAUGCUAGCGCACCAAACAUAGCCAGUGUCAGCCCUGAGAAUACCGUGGUGCCCGAUGAUUCUGACAGAGAAUUAAGCCCUACUGAAGAAGAAAUGAUCGCAGCUCAAGUAUCAAUUCUACGCCGAACUAUACAUCGAACUCAAUCUGAAGAUGAAAACUCUCCCAGACCGGUAAAUAAUAGUAGAAAGAGACGCAGAGAGAGCAUGGUGUACCUCGAGGAUCAAGCAGAUAUUGACAAUGCUAUACAAGUUAAUGAAGAUGACAAUAAUUGGAUGUAUGCCCAAGGAGAUGAAGGCGACGAUUCACAAGAGGAAUAUGAGAACCUUGUGAGGUUACAAAAUGCUUUGAACAAAGGCCUGAAAAAAGGAACUCUCGAUUUCAACGGAAGUGCUGAGCUCAACAGAGUCAACCAAAAUAUUGCAAAGUGGAAUCGCCUUAAGGCUGCUAAAGCUAGAAGUGCUGAGGAUGAAGACGAAGACGAAGAAUCGCUGUUCAUCCCUGAAGAAGGGUAUCGAAGAUUUCAAAAUGUUGCUGAUAAUGGCGAAGGUCCAUCUUCAAUAUCUGACAACAGAUUUGAAGAUGCUGAUGAUGGCAAUGCAGGUCUUGCUAAAAUGCUUCAGGAAAAGUAUGACAAUGACCCUUCCAAAAAGCAAAAAGCCAAGAGAACACGUCGAGCCCCAGCCAAAAAUGCUCGAGAAUUCCAGGCUAGGGAACAAGCAAAAAUUCUUGAGAAAGAAAAGGCAAAGCCACAGAAGCAAAAGGCUGGUGGUGGUAAAAGCGGAAAAGCUAAAGCCGGACGAAAAGGCAAAGGCAGGGGCAAGGAGAAGGAGAAGAAAUCCAAAAAGGGGGCUGUUAAAGUCGAUAGAAACAUGAAAGAGGCUCGAUUCAUGGGACAACGCGGAGGACAAGAUGACAUUGGACAAUUGAUUUUGGAUGAUCUCAUGAAUUCCGAUGCGAUCGGAGAUCGUCUUCAAGAUCCUAUUUUCAAUUGCGCUCCCGAACUCCAGCUUGACGGACCCCGAACCAAAGCAUCCCAACUUCAACAAUUGUUCGCCAAUAUUCCAGAGGGUAGUAAUAAGACCAAGGGAAAAUCCGAUAAAGCAAAGCUUUUGCAAGCUUCUCGAAGUUUUGGUUAUGCACAAGUCAAAGCUGUCAAUGGAAAGUGGCUUGUCAAGGGAAUGAAAUCAACCUUGUACCAUCAUCAACUACUCGGUGCACAGUGGAUGGUUUCUAGAGAAUUGAGUUCUGAGCCACCUCAUGGUGGUCUACUUGCUGAUUCAAUGGGUCUUGGCAAAACUGUGCAAACCCUGGCUUGCAUGGUUGGCAAUCCACCCACAGAAGAAGAUACAAAGCGCGGAGUGACGGCAACAUUGAUCGUUGUUCCCUCUUCAGUCAUCUCCCAAUGGUUGGAAGAAAUUCGGAACCAUGUCUACGAAAAGGCAUUCCCAAAGGUAAUGCAGUAUAAGGCAUCAAUGAAUAUCCCCGAAGCUGUCCUCAAAGAUUUAGACAUUGUCGUUACUUCUUACACAGAAGUCAUGAAGCAAUUCCCUUUCCCUGAUCGUAAGGGCCGGGAAGAUAUUGCUAGGUAUGGGUAUAAAAAAUGGUGGAAAAGCGCUCAUGACCAACUUGGCGAUCUUCAUAAGAUCAAUUGGCGCAGAAUUGUUCUCGACGAAGCUCAUGCAAUCAAAAACAACUCUGCGAGAACAAGUUUGGCUUGCCAAAAUCUGAAGAGUGUUUAUCGGUGGUGUUUGACUGGUACUCCUCUUUUGAAUAGGCUCGAAGAGCUUUUUCCGUACCUUCGAUUUCUCAAGGCCAAUUAUGCAAUGGAUUGGAGGACUUUUCAGCAAUACUUUUGCGAUCCUGACGCUGACGAUUGUAAUAAUCGUAUUGCAACUCUUUUAAGUUACGCCAUGAUGCGUCGUACUAUGAAGACCACGAUUCUCAAUAGGCCAAUCAUCACUCUCCCUAAGCCCCACCCUGUUAUGCAACAGCUCAAUUUCUCUCGAGAAGAGAGGAUUAUUUAUCGGAUUACUGAGAACCGCUUUCGUGCAAACCUUAAUGUGUUCCUGGCCAACGGCACGGCCCAACGAGCCUAUGGAGUCUUCUUCGUUCAACUACUUCGUCUUAGACAAUGUACUUCUCACCCUUUUAUGCUUGAACGCACAAUGAGAGAGUCCUGGACUACCGAAGACGUUGAGCGGCUUCGCAAGGAGCUUGGCAAAUUUAAAGACACAAACGUAGCUUUUUACGAGCAAUGCAAACUUUGGGUUACUGAAAGUGAGGAAGAAAGAGCAGAAGCUAUAGCUAGAGGUGAAAAGGGAGCCGAAGCUAUUCCUUUCGGACUUUCCAAAUUUGGUGAAAGCUUCAAGUUUGAUAGUGCGUUGGAUUCGCUCAACGAGGAAGAGCUUUAUACUCGGAUCACCUGUCAUCUUUGCUCAGAUGUUCCAAAUGAGCCUGUCAUUACUGAUUGCUCACACAUAUUCUGUCAGAGCUGUUUGGAAAAUCAUAUACACACGCAGAUGCACUUGUCCGAUGGUGAUGACAAGUUCACCGUUUGUCCCAAAUGUGACAUCAUCUUCGCUGAUGCCUUACCCUAUAAAGAUCUCGAGAUUCCUGAUGAUGACAACAUGGACUCUGGUCUCAACCAAGCUCAAGAAUCCGAAAGCUCAUCUAGGGCAAGCAAGCGCCGUAAAACCACCAAUGACAAAUCUCGUCGUACACAUGGAGUUAUAAGCAAAGGUUUGGAUGCACUUGAUUUUGAACCUUUUACUAAAGACAAUACUUGGGUCACCAGAUCAGAUUAUGAUCCUAACUUCCCCCUCAUUCCAAGUGCAAAAACCACGGCGUUGAAAGCUUUGCUUUUAAAAGGCUUUGAAGAGGCUCCUGAUGAUAAAGUAGUUAUCUAUGUCCAAUUCCGCACGCUAGCCCGUAUCAUCGGCCGCAUGUGCAAAGCUGAAGGUUGGGGCUUUUUGUACCUCACCGGCGACGCCUCACUUGAGCAUCGAAGCAAAGCCACCAAAGAAUUUCGCAACCGUGACGAUAUUCAAAUCCUGAUCGCCGGCCUGAAAUGCGGUGGUCUCGGACUCAAUUUCCCAUUCGCUAAUCGCUGUAUCUCGCUUGAUCUUUGGUGGAACCACGCUGUCGAACAACAAGCCUUCGGUCGCAUCUUCCGCAUUGGCCAAAAUAAAGAAACGUGGAUGACGCGACUCGUCGUGGCUAAUUCGGUCGACAUGCGUCUGUUGGGUAUGCAGAAUUGGAAAUUGAAAGCGUGCGAGAAGGCGAUUGAUAAUAAUGGAAUAAGCGGUGCGAGCGGAAGCGCGGGAGGAACAUUGAAUUUGUCGCAGUUGGCGAGGUUAUUUGGAUUCUUGAAAACGGAUGAAGAUAAUAAUUUGUUGAGGAUUGAACCUGAUUAUGAGGAUGGGGAGGAUCCGAUGGAUGGGGGACUUGCGCAUGGGGGCGCGGAUCAGGAGGGUUUGAUGGGUUGAGCUUGGUUGGUUGGUGAGAUGAUUGGAUGCGCAAAGUGAUAUUCUUUGAGGUUUUGAGGAUGGGGUCAAUAUGGGAAGCAGGGAAUUGAUUUAGAGGUUGAUAUUGUUCUUUUUGCUAGAGACAUGCUUGUUGGUGCGAGAUUGGGGAAGUUAUUUUAUUAUGAUAGGUGGUUUCACGCGGGCGUUUUAUCGAUUAACGAAAACUCAGGGGGGGAGGAGGAAAGAAGGAGAGGUUUCUCUUAGGGGUUUAUUCUUCAAAAUACAUGCAUACACA